Molecule: messenger RNA, 1345 nt
Organism: Zingiber officinale
Lineage: Eukaryota; Viridiplantae; Streptophyta; Magnoliopsida; Zingiberales; Zingiberaceae
Product: zingipain-2-like
Exons: 4
Coding region: 49-1188 (379 amino acids)
Cellular component (GO): lysosome
Molecular function (GO): cysteine-type endopeptidase activity
Source: RefSeq, a predicted model, not a curated record
UUUCCAUCGCCAAAGAGAUCAUCCAGUUUCUCUCUUCUCUUUCCUUUCAUGGCUUCCACCGUAGACAUUAUCCUCCUACUCCUCCUCUCGUCCUCCGCCCUCGCUGCCGUCUCCUCCGUUCCCUAUCAGGAUGUCCUGACCCUCUCCAAGCAAGGCGGGGCCGUCCCCGUCCGCAGCGACGAGGAGGUGAGAAUGCUCUACCUGGAGUGGAGGGCUAAGAAUCACCCUGCCGAAAAGUACCUAGAUCUGAACGAAUACCGGCUCGAGGUCUUCAAGGAGAACCUUCAGUUCGUGGACAAGCACAAUGCAGCGGCCGACCGCGGGGAGCACACCUUUCGCCUCGGGAUGAACCGGUUCGCCGACCUCACCAACGAGGAGUACCGGACGAGGUUCCUCAGGGACUUCUCCCGGCUGAGGAGAUCCGCCUCCGGGAAGAUCAGCAGCCGGUACCGGCUGAGAGAAGGGGACGAUCUGCCCGAUUCCAUUGAUUGGAGGGAGAAGGGCGCCGUCGUCCCAGUAAAGAAUCAGGGCGGUUGCGGGAGUUGUUGGGCGUUCUCUACAGUUGCUGCCGUUGAAGGUAUCAACCAAAUCGUCACCGGUGAUCUGAUUUCGCUGUCGGAACAGCAAUUAGUGGACUGUACUACCGCCAACCAUGGCUGUCGUGGUGGAUGGAUGAACCCCGCGUUCCAAUUCAUCGUUAACAAUGGUGGCAUCAACAGUGAGGAGACCUACCCGUACAGGGGGCAAAAUGGGAUUUGCAAUAGCACGGUAAAUGCUCCCGUUGUGUCAAUUGAUUCGUACGAAAAUGUUCCUUCCCACAACGAGCAGUCUCUCCAGAAGGCCGUGGCAAAUCAACCAGUUAGUGUUACUAUGGAUGCUGCUGGACGCGAUUUCCAACUCUAUCGUUCGGGAAUAUUCACCGGAAGCUGUAAUAUUUCAGCCAAUCAUGCUUUGACCGUAGUAGGUUAUGGUACUGAAAAUGACAAGGACUACUGGACCGUGAAGAACUCGUGGGGUAAGAACUGGGGAGAGUCUGGUUACAUUCGAGUGGAAAGGAACAUUGGAAACCCUAAUGGCAAAUGUGGUAUUACAAGGUUUGCUUCUUAUCCCGUAAAAAAAGGGACCAACACUGCUGCGAUUCCCAACUGGGCUUUAACUAGCUCAGGAGGUCUCAAGAGCAGUGCAUGAUGAGAGAGUACUAUAAGUAGCAACUCGAUCGCUAUGAUAUGUAUAUAUUAUCAAAUAAGAUCUUGCACGUCUAUUCUGUAACUCCGAUCGAGAUCAUGUACUAGCUAGCUAGCUAGCUAGAUCAAUAAUAAUAUUAUUAUAUCAGUUGUGAUGUAAA